AUGGUUGAACGUUUUCACCGCCAACUCAAGGCAUCCAUAAAAGCAUCUUCAGACAGUUUUCACUGGCUGGAACAUCUUCCCCUCCUUGGUAUUCGAUCCACGGUUAAGGAGGAAGUUGGAUAUACUCCGGCUGAACUCAUCUAUGGCACAGCACUCACCUUACCUGGACAGAUGAUCGAACCUGUUUCAUCACAAGACCUUCCUGACCCAGCACAAUAUGUGCAUCGAUUACGGACAUCCAUGUCGCAUUUGUCACCUGCAGUCCCCAGACAACAGAACGUCGUUUCACAUGUCCCAAAAGACAUCAACACUUGGACUCAUGUUUUCGCGAGGAAUGAUGGGAUACCAUCCCAACUUCAGCCACCAUAUUCCGGGCCCUACAAAGUUAUCAAAAGAGGACCCAAGUAUUUCGUUCUCGAUAUUGAAGGUAAACGAAAUACAGUAUUGACUGAUCGUUUGAAAAAAGCCUUCAUCGAGGACGACUUACAUUCAGUUCCCUCCGUUCCUAGAACGGACUCAUCAACUCCAGCAGAUACCACGGAUUCUGCACAACCCCGGCACACCAAAUCGGGAAGAACAGUUCGAUGGCCCGCAAGGUUUGUGCAGGUUUUUCAGGUAAGUCCCAAUUCUUAA
Messenger RNA from Octopus bimaculoides (California two-spot octopus), 633 nucleotides. RefSeq lists its product as uncharacterized. Gene Ontology annotation, molecular function: nucleic acid binding. NCBI's taxonomy places the organism in Eukaryota, Metazoa, Mollusca, Cephalopoda, Octopoda, Octopodidae. The record is from RefSeq and is a predicted model, not a curated record.